Molecule: messenger RNA, 951 nt
Organism: Onthophagus taurus
Lineage: Eukaryota; Metazoa; Arthropoda; Insecta; Coleoptera; Scarabaeidae
Source: RefSeq, a predicted model, not a curated record
UACAUUGUAGCUUUAAACAUUUUACGGCAGUUAUAAAUUUGAAUAAAUCCCUUGUUACCCAGUUAUCAAAUCGAGAAGUAUUAAUAUCAAAAUUUUAUCUAAACCGCACCUUUAAUUCGAUAUAAAACUUAUUACUUUUUCUUAUCAUAACAGUACUCAAAAUGGAUUUAAAGGAGAAAGUAGCUAUAGUAACAGGAGCGAGUUCCGGUGUAGGAGCAGCAACAGUAAAAGCUUUAUUAAAGCUCGGAAUGAAGGUUGUUGGAAUUGCAAGAAGAAAAGAAAAGAUUGAGGAACUCCGUCAAAACUCCAAUGAUAAAUUGUUUGCGUUAAAAGUCGAUCUUAGAAAUCCGGAAGAAAUUUUAGACGGUUUUAAGUGGAUCGAGAAAAACGUUGGACUGAUUCAUGUUUUAAUCAAUAAUGCCGGAAUUGGAAUACCGACACCAAUCAUAAAUGGCAACAUCGAUUCUUGGAAAUCGGUUUUAGACACCAAUUUCGUUAGCGUGGCGAUCACGUGUCGUGAAACAAUUCGAAUUAUGCAAGAAAAUAACAUCCAAGGUUAUAUAAUCAAUAUAGGCAGCGUAUGUGGACGAUAUGACGCUGAGGGAAGUAUCAGAGGAAGUGUUUUUUAUGCUUCGUCUAAACACGCCUUAAUGACAUUAACUGAAAAUAUAAGGCUUGAAUUGGCUAGGAGUAACUCUAAAAUACGAAUUACGAAUUUAAUGCCGGGAGUUAUCAGAACUGGAUGGUUACAAGCGAACGGAUUUAAAACUGAUGAUAUCGAGAAAAUUUAUUCGGAAUUACCCUAUUUAUCUGGAGAGGAUAUAGCUGAAACAAUUUUAUAUUUACUAUCUACUCCUUUACAUGUUCAUGUCACAGAGUUUGUUGUUAGACCUAUAGGAGAAAAUUUUGAAAAUAUUAUGAAAACGUUAAAAAGAGCAUAGAGAUUUAUAA